Molecule: messenger RNA, 2494 nt
Organism: Zeugodacus cucurbitae (melon fly)
Lineage: Eukaryota; Metazoa; Arthropoda; Insecta; Diptera; Tephritidae
Product: tetracycline resistance protein, class A
Exons: 10
Coding region: 108-1712 (534 amino acids)
Biological process (GO): transmembrane transport
Cellular component (GO): membrane
Molecular function (GO): transmembrane transporter activity
Source: RefSeq, a predicted model, not a curated record
UUUAAGUGACAUAGUACAAAUUCGGAUGCGAACCGUUACGGAGUAAAGUCGUGCGUCCAGUUUGCCCAAUUUUUAACGAAACACUAAUUAAAACAAAGAUCAUCACAAUGGCAGCGCGUAGAGAGAAAAUGCCGCCAACAACACUGAAUCUGCCCGCACGACACUCUUUGACUCCGCUCGAGCAGAUAGUUUACGAAGUUGGUAGUGUGAUGCCAUUAACGCCGCCUACAACACCGGAUGUUACGCCGUUACCGUUAUUUCCAAUAACCGAAACAAAAACGCCGGAAAAUGAUCCGGGCUUAAGUGAAAAUAAUUCAAUUAAAUCUGUGGAAAAAAAGAGAUUUACAGUGAUUGAACCGGCUGUAUUUCUGGUCUACGUUGCCACAGCGUUGGCUGGUGCCGUCUUGCAGAAUCAGCAACUCUAUCAAACCUGUGUCGCGGUCUACAAUUAUGAUAAAGAACUAUGUGAACCAAUGCUGGGCGUUAUAGCCAAAAAUGAAACGUCAAAAGAAAUCGAAACAAAAGUACAACCCUAUGUAGCCAACAUUAUUAUGACGAGUUCGGUGAUUAGCAGCGUUUUGCCGGCCUUUCUCAGUUUAUUCAUUGGACCAUGGUCGGAUAAGUUUGGACGCAGACCAGUGCUGGUCGCCACAUUUUCAGCGGCCCUAAUGGGACACUCUAUCACAACAAUACUGGCAGCUAUAUCUAUGGCAACACCUGUGAAUCCUUGGAUUUAUAUAAUAUCGAAUAUACCAUUGGCGCUGACAGGUGGCACUUGUGCGCUGAUAACAAUGGUAUUCUGUCUAGUAUCCGAUGUGUCUGACGAGGGCGGCAAAGCGAGACGCAUGUUCUUUGUGGAUGGCGCUUUGGGUAUUGGUACACUGGUUGGCAAUGUGAUUAGCAGUUAUAUACUGGCUGGUACUGGUACCAUCGGUGUGUUCGCAAUUGCUGCCGGUAUGGAUUUGUUAGCGCUGUUGUAUUUGUUGUUCUUUGUCAGCGAAAGUUUGAAAUUGAAACACGAACGAAAGGAGUCAAAGUUGCGCGAGUUCUUCCAUUUCGACUUGAUUAAGGACUUGGUGAGGAGUUGCCUGAAACGCCGUCCACACUAUGAUCGUGCUAUCAUUUGGUGUAUAAUGUUCACCUUAGUAACCACCACUUUCGUAAUGCAGGGUGAAGCGAACGUCUUUUAUCUGUUUCUACGCAACAAAUUCAAUCUUACAUUACAGGAAUUCACCACAUAUAAUGCGAUUACGAUCUGCAUUAAAAUGGUUGGUUGUGGUCUGAUUUUGGUGCUAUUGCGAGUGGUAUUCAAAGCCCCUCUCAUAACGGUUGCAAUGCUCGGUUUGUUGGGUUGCUUCACCGACAGUUUAAUACGCUCAUUGGCACAACAAUUCUGGCAAAUGUAUUUGGCUGCCACAUGUGGCUUCAUGGGUGGCAUUAAUAGUCCGAUGUUGCAAGCGGUGUUAGCGGGCUUAGUAGAAGCGACCGAAAUCGGUAAAGUCUACGCUGUCAUCUCUUCGUUGCAAACUCUAUCGCCGCUGGCUUCGGCACCGGUCUAUACCGGCAUUUACAGGGCAACACUGGAGUCAUAUCCUGGCGCAUUUUACUUUCUCAGUGCCUCCAUUUAUCUAGUGUGCUUUGUGCUUAUUACCUGCCUGUUUGUUAUGCAACGAAUCGGUGCUAAAGCAGCCAGACAACCAUCGGCGCCAUAGAGGAAAUGUUAGCAGAAUUAUAUUAUUUGAAUAAACAAAUUGAUAUCAAAGCAAAAAAAUUAUGCGAAAAAAUUUAUUUUUUAAGUUUUCUAAGCGCAUGCUCUUUAAGCAUUUAACUGAAUUUAAUUGCUGUAUAUAUGUACAUGUAUCUUUUGCAUUGAAAUUAGGAAAAAUAAUUAUUUAAAUAUAAGUAUAUAAUAGUACUUAUAAGUUCUUAUUAAAACGAGGGCUAUUUUAUAAAAAAAUAAGCUUUACUCAUUUUUUCAAAUGACGGUGAGGUCCAAGGGUAAGUUCCAACGAAAACAAUUAUUUAAGUUCCUCCUAAAUUGUAACAACAGUUUUAAUUUAAUCUUUCGAGAUAUCUGCUUAAAUAAUUUACCAAAAAACUCACUAGGGGAUUAUUUCUCCUUUAGUUUCAGAGUAACCUUUUCUAAAAGCUAGCUGGCAAUUAGAAAACUCUUGCUGGUAUAUAAAGACUAGAGAGGAAGAUAUACAAGUGUGUUAAAAAAAUAACGGGAAUUGUAAAAUUUAAAAUUUUAUGAGUUUGGAGAGUCCAAUAGUAUUUAUUUUCUUUUUCGUUUUAUAACCAUACGAAAAAUCGCUGAAAGUGCUAAAGCCUAUCCCUAAAAUCGAGUAUGAUAUGUGUUUUGACGAUUCGAAGAAUCGCUGACAAAAGUGCAUAAUAUUCAAUGGGAUUAGUUCCCAUAGACAGAUUUGACAGUUCUAAGAUGAUGAGAACAAGAUCAAAACAAAUGUGUGAAGGUCGGAUAAUAAAACCAUAU